Prorocentrum cordatum is the source of this 7788-nucleotide messenger RNA. NCBI's taxonomy places the organism in Eukaryota, Dinophyceae, Prorocentrales, Prorocentraceae. The record is from the annotation of a GenBank genome assembly.
AUGCUUGCAAAGCUGGUGCAAGUCGAAAGUGAAUCGUACAUGGACUCGCUGCCGCCCGCCCAAUCGUGGACCGGCACAAAACCAGCUCUUCGACUGCUUCUGCAGAAGAACCGCUCGCAGGAUGCGUUGCCAGCGUGCUCGGCCACGCCCGAUUACCUACACCCCGAAUGCUGCCGCUUGUGUCUCGUCCACGUGCGGGCCGAGGACCUGCCCGCCCACCUCGCCGAGAUGCACCGCGACGUGCUCGACCCCGCGUGUGACGUACUGGACUCCUACCGGAAUGUGAUACCUCAACGAUCCCUCACGGCGUGGCCUACGCCCAUCAGUCCUCAAAUUGUGAGGGCACGCCUGGCUGCGUUCAAAGCGGAGCUCACCGAUGCCAACUUUACCAUGGCACCUUGCGCAGUCUGCGCCUGGGACAAGCGCCGAUGCAAACUCCAAACGACGUACCUGCCGGACCCCUCAGACGACGCGUGCCCCGACUGGCCGCAGUGGCCCACCGACGUCUGGACUGCGCACAAGGACGCUUGGCACGCGCGGCUGGACAACGUCUUCAGCGUCGACCGGUACAUGGAACUGAUCUUCUGCGAGAGUGAGUGGCUGCGAGAAGCAGAGCUCAACGUCGCCGCUCUGCUUAAAGGAGAGGAAAGUUCUUUGGGCUUCACUACAGCCGAUGCUGCUCGAAGCUGGCAUGAGAGGGUUCAGCGCUUGGCGGCGGCUGUACGCGCCGACCUCGUGGCGGACUCCACUGCUGCGCCCGGCCACCCCGAAAGGCGUUGGCUGCUGUGCCGCCCGGGCAUUUCGACGUCCAGCGCCGACGGCAAGGGCGCCGCCUCCGGCGCCGCGGCGAACAUGUGCAAGCAUUGCGCGUCCGCGCUGCGGGAACUGAUCGGCCCCCGUGACGAUCGCCGCCCGCGAGUUCGAGUGCCUCUAGCUGCUCUGGCGAACGGGAUGUGGAGAGGCGCCGACCCCCGUGAAUUCGUGGACCUCACGUACGCUGAGUGCAAGGUCAUCAACCUCGCCAAAGUGUAUGUCAGCAUCAAACGCGCGUUCCUCAGCAAGGCGCCCGACGCUCCUACGGCCACUUCGGAGGCGCCCACGUACCACCAGAAGAACGUGGUGGCUUACCCGCAGAGCCCCGACACUGCACUGACUGCCAUAGGCAUGCUGCCUGCGGCCCUUGCACAGACCAUGGUGAUCCAGUUCGCGGGUGGGACGUUUGACGAUCUACAACGACACCCGGACCUCCAGGCCCCCGUUCUCCGCUUACGCGCGGCGUUCCGGUGGCUGUCCCUCAACAAUUGGAUGUUCAUGUUCGCCACCAGGCACCAUGAGAUCUGGCGCUCGGGCACCUUGCACGCCGCCCUGGAGGCCCUACUCAGUGCCUACGCCAGCAGCAUUGGAAGCUCCUCCGGCGUUCCGCGGGAAGUACUCUCCGCGGCAACUGCGGCUUCUGCAGCAAAAGCUUCGGUGGCGUCGGGAGGCCCAGCUGACUGCACCGACAGUGGCGCCCGCGAGACAGACCCGACUGAAACGGCUGACGAUGGUAACGCCGCCGUUGUGAACGGGGGCAUGGACGACGUGCCAGCACUCCGCUUGCGGACGCGGGUCGUGGAGAACUUCGACGUUGCAUCGCGCCUCCAUGAUGAGAUCCAUAAGUUGUCGGAGGGCCACGACUCAUCCGCUCGCGCGCAGAUGAAGAUGCGGCGCAAUGAAGCCCUCGCCAAAGCAGUCGAGGCAGUGCAACGGAUGUCCCGCGACUCUGUCCGGAGGGAGUUGGACGAGUGGGCGGCGCAAGAGAAGGUCGACGCGCCUGCGGUGCAGAUCGCCCACGGAGACCAGUUCCUGUCCUUGCGGGCCGAGAACUUCUGGGCGGCAUGCUUCCUCCGACUCUUCCCGCGAGGAGACUGUCAGGAAACGUGCCCCCAGCGCCCCGCUCGCCUGCCCGCAGCAACGUGGGCGAAGACGUUGCUCACGCGAGCCGAGACUGUUUGCUGGCGCCGCGACGUCGAGUUCGUGGCCACGCUGUUCAACACUUUCCUGCGGCGCGACCAGAUGGCCAGCGUCGAGGCCCACGUGAAGUCCACGGCCAGCGACGGCAUCGCUGGCAUGACACCGGGCCAAACCACUGCGCUCGCGCAGCUCACUGCUGAAGGCCUCGUCUCUUCCGCCGCGGCCGCUGGGGGCGCGGCCAAUCUCCGAGAUCUGCUUCGACAGCAAGGGCUCGAUCCCGUCGUCCGCAACGCCGCUCACCGGAUGCCCCUCGCACUCCGACGUGUCCGCGGAUCCGCCGAGGAGCGAGAAGGAUUCAUCUGGCGAUUCCGGACUCUGCGCAUAUGGUCUGGAUGCGCAUCGCUCUUCUUCGCCCUGAACCCGCGCGACAUUCGGGGCCCCCUCACUGUGCUGUUGGCCCAGGACGACGCGACCGCGUCCCGCAAGUUCUCCCUGGACAUGACCGACGACAAGGCAACCCAGUGGAUGACCGACUUCAACCAGGAGGACCCGCGACGCCUUCACCGAGCUGUGGCGAAGGACCCGCUCAUUGCCACGCGCGUCUUCCACUGGACCGUGCGGCUCGUCAUGCGCGCAUUGUUCAACUGCACUGGUGCGCCCGACGAGCUUAACUGCGACGGGAUCGCCGCAAAGAGUUUGCCCGGCAUCGUCGGGCACGUUCGGGCGCACCUCGGCGUUGCGGAAGGACAGAUGCGCAAAGCGCUGCACAUCCACAUGCUCAUUCAGCUCGUUGGAUUCUCUCACCCUGACGACCUCUUCCAAGGCGACCACCUGCAGAACACGUUCCGACGCGCCUGGCAUUACAUCGCUUCUAUAACGUUCCGCAGCACGGAGGCGUUCGCUCACUACGCGAAGGACCCGCUCGGACAUGCCGCCCUUCAACAGUUGCCGUUGCUGCCGUUGACGAAAUCGCAGCGCGAGAAGAUCGGGGGCGUUCGCACGGCCGCCAGCAACGCCGCCCAGUGGCAUGGGCGGGGACCCGCUGCGUGCGCCGGCAACGUCGCCGAGUUCGCGUUCUUCCCGACGUCCUUCUCCUCCGACCCCAGCGUCGACAGCGGGGAGUGGUCUAUCAAGGCCGUGCAGGAAAUCUUGUCGCGGACCAGGAAAAUUGGCAAUCACGUCUGUCGGCCAGCAGUUUGUCACAAAGGGCGACUCGGCAAGAAGGGGUUCUGCCGCAUGCACUAUUGGCAUUGGGCUAGACAGACCGACGCAAAGACAGGGAAAGAGAUUGCCAAACGUCAGCAUGGCUUGGAAUUACACGCUCGAUGGGAUGGCACUGGCGAGCUGCCGAUUCUGCGUUACCCGCCACACGUGGGCCUUCCAGCGCUGGAAACAACGCAUCCGUUCCACUUCCGGCUGAACCCCGCCAUCAUGCUGGGCCCGCAGUGCAACCACGACUUGGCGGUCCUGCUGCCGUUCUGCGAGCUCCCCGCGAACGACGCCGACCUCCCGAAUGAAAGCCGCGUUGCCCAGGUGAAAGCAGCGAUGGCCGAAGCAAUGGGGGACCACGAGUAUUACGCCUCGGCGUACUCGGCGAAGUCGCAGCCGCGCGCAGACGGCCUGAAAAUGACGUUGGCCGCGUCGCUCGAGAGGAAAGAACGUGCGGCACAGCUGGCAGCUGCGAAGGACAUGGUCGAUGACCAGGAGAAGGCACGCAAAUUGUUGCACACGCUGGUGGCCGCGACCAACAAGCGGAUGCACAAAGGGUUCCCCGAGAUGAUCAGUUACCUUUUAGGAGAGCCCAUCGCGCACAGCAGCCAUGCGUUUGCCCCGGUCUUUUUCGGGGAGCUCCUCGCUUUCAUUCGCGCCACGAUGUCCCAGACAGCUCGCGGUGAACCUCUCCAGACAGACCACAGCCAACCGCGACCGUAUGCUACGAAGUGGACCCCAGCAAAUCUCCACAUCGGCGAGUUGGACUACGUGCGCAGGGGCGGCGGCCGCCGGCAGUACACGGCCGCGCCAGUGACCAGCGCUACUUACGACGGAGCGCCGCUCCGAGGAGCUCCGACGGACGCAGAGCCCAACGGGGAAGUACUUUACAAGCACGCGUACUACAUCUCAUUGCGUGUGACAAAGCCGUGGAAGGUGCCCAUCCUCUACGGCAAAUUGCCUGGUCGGCCUGCCAGUGACGACCUCCUGGACGAGUGGUUCCUCUAUGCGUUGAACGUGAUGGUUCUGUUCAGGCCCUUCAGGUCCCUGUCAGAUUUCGCGUCGCGCAUCACGUCUACACCGCGGCCGCAUGGAGAGAACGCAUUGCAGACAGCCGUCGUGCACGACUUCCGCGCAUGGGAAGUGUCGACCCGAGAGGUGGCUCGAAAGUGCACUGCGGAGACGCCCCCUCUGACUCCAGAAUGGUGGGCGCACAGAAUAAUGGACAGCAUUCGCAACUACGACUUCGCUUCCUCCAGGAGACAAACCAUCAGCGAAGCCGUGCCGUCGAACGUAGAGAUGCCAUUUCUCCCACCGUGGAACGCCGCCCGUGAUGAGGCUGCCAAAGCCGCGAACGACCCGGACACUCUCCUGGAGUCCGACGACGACAGCGACGACGAUAUCCACCCGCCCGACAUUCCCCCGUACGACGAAGACAAGGAUCACCCCGCGCCAGCCCCAAGACACCGAGCACCCGACCCGGCAAGCCUCCUCUGCGGCAUCUUCCCUGAGGGCGUGGAGAUGGAUGACGUGAUUGCUCCGGCAGCAUGGCAGAGAAGCACCGCAGCAGCAGCGAAAUACAUCGUUGAGUUCAUGCGGGAGAAUUCCGCCCGGCUGCGAGCGGCGGACGUGGCCUCUAGUGCACCAGUACUCGAGGAUGCCGUGCGACUGCGCCCAGCCGCAUCUCUGGCGGCUGCGGACCGGCAAGCGGACUUCUUCAAGAUGAUUGACGCCUGGAAGGCCGAGACGACUACGAGGCCGCAGAAGUCCACUCAGGAGACGCCCGAUGGCCUGCAGUGUCGGCUCCAGAAAACCAUGGCAGACGGCCGCAGCUCGGCGUUCCCGCCUGUACCUCCGCGUACGCGAACUGCAGUGCUCGACGCAUGCGUCCACCUCUUGCGGGCGGGCGUACUGAACGUGGUCGACAUGCCCGAGAUCAACGUCAAACAGGCGCGCGCGCGCUGCUUUGGAACGCUGCUUGGCUACAGCCGCUGGGAAGGCGCCCUCGCGUGCUUCAUUGACGAAGUGUCCAUGGUCGCAGCAGCCCAGCUCUUCCAGGCAGAGGCUCGAUUGAAGGCGGCCAAGAGCUCCACCCAGGCUUGGGGCGGCUUGGGCAUGACGUUCUCCGGGGACUUCAUGCAGCUCCCACCAGCCGACCCGACGGGCGACAACAGGAGCCUCGCCACGGACCUGGACGAGGUUGACGUUUUGAAUGAGAAGGGCGAAUACGACCAGGAACAGGACGGGGACAAGAAGAGGUCUAAGCACGUGGAGACGGUGCAAGGACUGCAGCUGUGGCGCCGCGUCCGGAAGGUGGUGACGCUGGAAGUGAACGCCCGCGCCCCUGGCCCACUCAGCCAGCUGCUGGCGGAGAUGCGUGCUGGCAACAUCUCGGACGCGAUGUGGGCCUUGUACACCAGUCGCAUACUAUCUUCCGAGGACACCCGCCCGCGCGAUCCCGCGUCGCUCUUCUCCACGCACCCCUGGACAUACAUCGUCCACAGGCACAAGAUUCGCGUCUACCGAUCAAUGCAGCACGCUAAACAGCAAGCACUGCGGACGGGCCGCCGCCUCUACGUGGUCCAAGCCCGCGACGAGCCAGUGGACCCCGCCGACGCUCACAAAAUGACAGAACAGGUCCAUAGAGACCUCCUGCAGAGGGUUAGCCCGAAAGAUACGCAGGACUUGCCGAGUCUUUUGCCACUGUACAUCGGAAUGCGCCUGACUAUGUGCUCCAAAGACUGCGUGCGGCUGGGCCCCAUGAAGGGCUGCGUCUGCACGCUCCGCCGCAUUGUCUUCGCCAGCGGGGAGCCGUUCCAGUCGGGCCCAGUGGACGAGAACGUCGUGCACGUACAGUUCAUGCCCGUUUCCCUCUGGCUGCAGGCUGACGGCGGCGACUGGGAACUUCCUGCGGCCGACUUGGCUGCGGACCUCCCAACCUGCACGGACCGGCGCGGCUUGUUUCAAAUGAGACCGACGUGCGGGCAUUUGCGCGCGGCGUGGGAGGAGGAGCACUUCUCUGUCCGCCGCACUACUUACCGUUUAUUGCCAGCAGAUACGAUUAUUGUGUACGGAGCUCAGGGGGGCACAUGCGUAGCCGUGGUGGCUGACAUGAAGAAGCCGCCUUCCAUGGACGCAGAUACGCAUUGGCUGGCGUGCUACGUGAUGCUCUCGCGCGCAAUCUCCGUGGAGAGCCUUUUCAUCCUACGCCCGGCAACCAGGCGAGAACUUUCCCGAAAGCCACCGAAGUUCCUGCUAGACGAGAUUACAAGGCUGGCCGACAUGGAGACGUCGUCGCUCGAUGACCUCAUCCGCACUUUGCGGGACAUGACUGGAGAUGCCUUGCCCGACGACCUGAUGGACCACGUCCUCGCGAGCGAUGGCGCGUCGCGCCAGGCAUCCCGGGUAGCCUCAUUCCGAGCUAACCGCCCUGCAAGACACCAGCGGCGCGCGACAGCUUUGCCGCCGCCCUCGCGCUCCGAGGAGGGCCGCAGUGUGCUUCGUCGAACGCGCGGGAAGACGCCGCCGCCAACGUUGCUGCCGCGGGCAGGAGACACGAGGGACGCCGGCGGCAGCGCGGCGGAGCAAGCCAAGACAUUGUCUGCGCUGCCCCCAUUGAAGAAGCCGCGGCUAACGGAGAGUACCGCGGCGCAGGUGCCGCCGCCGCCCAUAGCGCAGGAUUCUGUCCCAGGAAUGGCAGUCGAUGCACCUACUGGCCAUCAGGCGCAGUCCAGGCACCCAGCACCGAUUGACGACGCUCUCUUCGACGCGGCACCACCGACGACACGAACGCCGUCUCCGAGCGCAACCUCGCCGUCGAUGGUUCCGUCGUCUGCACCCGUCCGCCCGUGCGGCGAAUGCGGCUCGCCGGAGUGCUGCGUCGACAACGAGCGGUGCCCCUACUUCCUGCUAUCACCUGCGUCCAACUCGCGCGCCCGACUGCAGUGGGCACUUGGCGCCACCCACGCCGUGUCAGACGCACUUUGCACCCGCGUUGCAAAAGUUGGAUCUUCCAGUUGUUCCACGAUGUCCGUGCACAGCGUCGAGUUCGGCGGCGGCGGCGACUGCCUCUUCUACAGCAUCGCUGGAGUGCUAGCUCGCAUGGUCGUCGCUGGUGGCCCACCUGCGCGCCACAUAUUGAAGACUCUAUCAUCGCGAGUUUUCCUCCAGGGCAAGGAUGCCGUCAUGCGAGCACUCCGACAACUGUCCGCUCGCAUAUACUUUCGCUGGACACCGGAGCAAGUGCUUGACUUCGUAGUGUCCGCUUGUAUGCAGCACCGCGCGGGGAUGCAUGAAGACCUGUGGGUUCCACUCGAUGUUCUUCGCCAGUGCUCUCUGGACUGCCUCGCGCACGUGGAGAGCGUGCUCGCGUUCGAGGAAAGAUCCGACGGGAGUGCCGUUGCCCGGGUGGCCGUGACAGCUGCGCGACGAGGAGGGCGCGAUCGCGACGAAAGCCUGAUCAGCAUACCAGACGGCACGGCGCGACUGCAGCACCUUCGACAAAGCAUUGCAGCUUGCAUGGCCCAGCCUGGAAAUAUGCACUGGGGCACACAAACAGACGUCAACAGCCUCAGCGAAGCCCUCGACAUCGGCAUCUUCUUGUUCCGGAACAGAUUACUGGCACAG